Molecule: messenger RNA, 771 nt
Organism: Letharia lupina
Lineage: Eukaryota; Fungi; Ascomycota; Lecanoromycetes; Lecanorales; Parmeliaceae
Exons: 1
Coding region: 1-771 (256 amino acids)
Source: RefSeq, a predicted model, not a curated record
AUGGCAGAAUUACUGCAGACCCUACAUGAGCAGUACCGCACCGAGCACUAUGGCCCAUUUCACACAAGAGAGUGCUACCCAUGGGAGUAUGACGCAGAAGCUCAACAAUGCUUAGAGAGAGGCAAUAAACCAUCCUAUUUCGUCACCGAAGAAGACUGCAAGUUCUUUCAACAACAGGCCAAAAUCCUUCAAGACCGAGCGGCCUACAUACGUCAAGAAUGGGCUAGACAAGAGGCUACCUUACAGCCAAGCACUAAGCCUGUCACUCAGCCAGUCACUCAGUCAACCACUCAGCUGGCCACUCAGCAAGCCACUCAGCCAGAGCACUCAGUUGAGCAAGAGGAGGAACUACAACAGGCAAAUGCGGAGAACACUGCGGAGAAACCAAGCGACAACGAGGCCACCAUCAUCAAGAACAUGGCUCUACUCUCCACGAUCUCACACCAGUCCAAUCAGCCAGUGCAAGAGGAGGAACCAAUACUACAGGCAAAUGCGGAGAACACUGCGGAGAAACCAAGCGACAACAAGGCCACCAUCAUCAAGAACACGGCUCAGCUCUCCAAGAUCCCACGUCAUAUGCUCUCCACGGUUCCACGUCAAAUCAUCACUCAGCAAGCGGAGAACACCACUGCAACUUGGCCUGUCAUCCCCACUGCAUUGAUAUGGUAUAUCACUGCAAUGACGUCACAAGAGGAGGAUCUACUACGACGAUUACAGCCAAUUGGGCCUCUGCAGGAGGAACAUCGGACGAUGCAUAUUUGGACGAAUUGA